Etheostoma cragini (Arkansas darter) is the source of this 2515-nucleotide messenger RNA. It is a transcript of the gene arid6, whose product is annotated as AT-rich interaction domain 6. Gene Ontology annotation, biological process: regulation of transcription by RNA polymerase II. The record is from RefSeq and is a predicted model, not a curated record. Gene Ontology annotation, cellular component: nucleus. Gene Ontology annotation, molecular function: transcription cis-regulatory region binding. NCBI's taxonomy places the organism in Eukaryota, Metazoa, Chordata, Actinopteri, Perciformes, Percidae. Bases 178 to 1950 code for a protein of 590 amino acids. The transcript has 6 exons.
AGUUACCCAUACUGUCAUACAGCUACUCAGGACAGGUGUGUGACUGAUACAACACACAGAACUGGCUGCAGUGAUUUUUUUGUCUCUUUUACUACACCGGAGGGGAAAAACUGUACAUGCAACAGCUUGUUUUCUGUGCAUCAGGGCAAUGAGAUAAGAUCCAACAUUACUCUCUCAAUGGAAACACAGGCAAACAUUGAAAUGUCACACACAGAGAAACAAGAGGAGAUAAGCAAAGACGCGAUUAAGGAUCUGACAGAGGAACAAUUCCUUAAAGAUCUUUACCUGUUCAUGAAGACAAAAGAUACACCCAUAGAAAGAAUCCCAAAUCUGGGCUUCAAACAAAUUGAUCUAUUUCUGAUGUACAAGGUUGUCAGAGAUUUGGGUGGCUACCACCAGGUGACUGCUCAGCAGCUGUGGAAACAAGUGUACAACACGCUGGGAGGAAACCCUCGAAGCACAAGUGCAGCCACCUGCACCCGCAGACACUACGAGAAGCUGCUUCUGCCAUACGAAUGCCAUGUGAGGGGCGCAUUGUUGAAUGUGUUGCCUUGUCUUCAACCAAAGCACUUUGUCUUUCCUAACUGCAGCAAAAACCAUGUUGAUGGCCAGAGGCCAAUUAAACGCAAGCUGCCCUCAAUAUAUCUGUACCAGAACCCUAAUGACGUCCAGCCAGACCCACACGAGAGUGUCUUCCCUCUGCAACCCCAUUUCCCUCCCUACUAUCAAUUUAGCAAUGAAGUUUUGCCCCCCCAUGUUCCUAUGUACUCCUCGAUAUUAACACCACAUAAGGCCCCUGCCCCGAAGCCCUGGGAUCCUUUGUCUCGAUCUUGUAUCAACCUAACAGACACGAUUCAGGAGCCACUGCAACAGCUACGCUUUCUGGCAGAACAGUACAAGACAACAUCUGGAUUGACUGAGCCUCUGAACCUUAGCGUUAAUAAAGCCUCAGGGCGGGAAACCGACAGCAGCCCUGCCUCAUCGUUUACGGCUCCUUCAUCCAGCAAGAAUCCAAAGUUCUUGAACAAGCCCUCCCCUUUAUAUAGUCCUCAUCACCAGCAGGUGGUGAGAGAUGACGGAUGUGAGGUGGAAGAUGGUGAAGCAGAUUUAGGAGACACACCAUAUUCAUAUCCUGUGAACGCCAAAGAGGCAUAUGCCGUCGAUGUCGAAGCCAUAACAGCGUCAAUCAGCCCUACAUAUGAGUCUGCUCCGACACUCAGAACAGAUGAAGGCGCUCCCACAAUGGCACAAAAACCCAGCUCUCCGAAGACAGAUUUAACAAUCCAGCCAAAACAAGAGAGGGAGGGUAGUCCAGAAGUAAGAGAGCUCAAUCUGAGUCACAUGCUGCCUGGCAUCCCUCAACAGAAUGGAGGCAAGAUGGAAAUUGAGGUACCGCUGUCUGUGUUCAAUAACUGGCUCAGGCUGAGUGGGUCUUCAGCUUUGAAUCAUGGAGCUAAGCAGCUACCCCCUCUUCCUCAUCAGGAGGGAUUCUCCAGACAAGGAAAGUACUCAGACACAAAUGUCCUCCCCCACAACCUGACAUAUCAAAUGAAUCCGAGCUUAACCGCUGAGGAUCUUAGGCUGUGGCGAAGUAAAUUGCCAAGUCCUAUACCAGCCACCCAAAGUACCAGUCAUCCCUACAACACAAACCAAAACCACUUCACCACCUACGAGCCUUCGUCAUCAGGUGGUAUUCUGAAACAUGCAGCCAGCCGGGUUACCUAUCCAUUUGAUCCGCAGGGAAUUAAGAAGUUGUACUGCUCAAAACCCCCAAUUUCCUGGGAUGCCUACAAAGUAACCCAGGCUUCCCCCAUCCAAAUCAACACGGAUCCUAGUCCCCUCACAGUUCAGCAAGACUUUACAGCCUCUGUGUCCUACAAUGGAAACACAAUGCACCUCACCUAUGAAGAGGUGAUGAAGCUGAAGAAAAUGCUUUCAAACUCAUCGUGAAGAUCAGUCAGAAAGUCCAACACCACAUUAGAGCUUUACCAAGGUACAUUCCUCUUUCAUAUGGUGGUUUUUACUGAAGUUCAUUGUCUCUCAAUAUUAAGUGUCAAAUUACCAACCUUUUAAUUAUAUUAAAAGUGAUUGAUUAAUAAUAAUUAAUUCAUCUGUAUAUCUGUGUAUAUAUACGGUCUGCUUAUAUGAGAGUGUUUAUUGUGUAAAUAAGUUUGUAUUAUUACGAUUAUAACUAAUUCAAUGUUUCCCUUUUCUUAAAAUACUAUCUGUAUAUUUUUUCUACUAUGUCUAUUUAAUGGGUAUUUGUGUUGUUCUGAUGUUUGCAUAUUUUUUUUUCUUUUGAGCUGCUGUAACACAAACUUUAUUAGUCCCGCACUGGGGAAAUUCCUGUUUUAUUAUCUUAACUUAUCAGCACAGCUUGAUUUACAAGAAAUAUGCACUUUGCACUUUUUUCAAGUUUGCUUGUACAGAAAUAUUAUUUGCAUAAUACAUUUAGCACUUAAUUACAAUGUCAUGUAAAUUAAAAUACAUUAAUAUAAAUAAAGAAGUUUGAGAG